Ipomoea nil (Japanese morning glory) is the source of this 2005-nucleotide messenger RNA. RefSeq names its product endoglucanase 5. Gene Ontology annotation, biological process: carbohydrate metabolic process. NCBI's taxonomy places the organism in Eukaryota, Viridiplantae, Streptophyta, Magnoliopsida, Solanales, Convolvulaceae. The record is from RefSeq and is a predicted model, not a curated record. Gene Ontology annotation, molecular function: carbohydrate binding; hydrolase activity, hydrolyzing O-glycosyl compounds. Bases 1 to 1893 code for a protein of 630 amino acids. The transcript is spliced from 4 exons.
AUGGGGAGAGUUGCAUUAUUAUUGUUGUUGUUAGUUUGUGUUGUGGGUGUGGAGGCCGGCGGCGGCUUCAACUACAGUGAUGGCUUAGACAAGGCUUUGCUGUUCUUGGAGGCCCAAAGGUCCGGCAAAUUGCCACCCGACCAACGCGUCAACUGGCGCUCCCAUUCUGGACUCAAAGAUGGUUUUAGUGAAGGAGUGAACUUGGUGGGAGGAUAUUACGAUGCAGGAGACCAUGUGAAGUUUGGGCUGCCAAUGGCCUUCGCUGUGACUAUGCUUUCAUGGGGAGCUGUAGACUUCAGAAAGGAGACUGUUCAUCUCAACCAGAUGUCCAAUACUUUGGCUGCCAUUAAAUGGGCUACCGAUUACUUCAUCAAAGCUCACACUCAACCUAAUCUUCUCUGGGCACAGGUGGGAGAUGGGGAAUCUGAUCACUAUUGUUGGGAGCGUGCAGAAGAUAUGACAACCCCUAGGACUGCAUACAAGCUUGAUCCCAAGAAUCCAGGAUCGGACCUAGCCGCCGAAACUGCAGCUGCCAUGGCUGCUGCUUCUCUAGCAUUCCAACCUUAUGAUUCUGCCUACUCUUAUCUCCUCUUAGUCCAUGCAAAACAGCUUUUCUCGUUUGCUGAUAGAUUCAGGGGACUGUAUGAUGAUGCAAUCCCAAGUGCCACUCAAUUCUACACAUCUUCUGGCUAUUCGGAUGAACUGCUAUGGGCAGCGGCCUGGCUGUAUCGUGCAACAAAGGACGACUACUACCUUAAAUAUGUAGUCGAAAAUGGUGGGUCAUUGGGCGGAACUGGAUGGGCAGUGAGGGAGUUUUCUUGGGACAACAAAUAUGCGGGCGUUCAAGUCCUUCUCUCCAAGAUUUCAUUGCAUAUGCAGCAGCAGCUGGAGCUCCAUAGCGAAGAAACUGCAACAGUACUGAAGCAAUAUCAGGCGAAAGCAGACUACUUCACCUGUGCUUGCCUGCAGAAGAAUGGUAAUGACAAUAAUAAUGUAGACCUCACUCCCGCUGGCCUCAUCUAUGUUCGUGAAUGGAACAACAUGCAAUACGUUUCUUCUGCCGCAUUUCUCCUCGCUGUCUACUCUCAAUAUCUAUCUGAGGCUAAAGCUGUUGUAAAAUGCCCUCAAGCCCCUCAACUCUAUCCUCAACACAUUCUCAACUUCGCUAAAUCACAGGCUGACUACAUUCUGGGUAACAAUCCAAAAUCCAUUAGUUACCUGGUCGGAUAUGGCGAUCACUAUCCCGCCCACGUUCACCAUAGAGGUGCCUCCAUUUCACCCAUCACUGUUCUCCGCUCCACAGUUGGAUGCGUGGAGGGGUUCGAGAAAUGGUACCGCCGCCCUCAACCAAAUCCUAAUGUCAUAUACGGUGCUCUUGUCGGCGGUCCAACCAACCAGGAUGACUUUACAGAUGAUCGCUCCAACUAUGAACAAACUGAGCCAACAUUGUCCGCCGCUGCACCACUCAUUGGACUCUUCUCCAAAUUGCACUACUCCUACUCUCUCUCUGCACCUGCACCAGCACCAGCACCAGCACCGCCCGCCCCUUAUCAUCCUACACCAUCGCCAAACCCGCCGGUGCAGGCUUCUGAUACCAAAGAUGUAGUUAAGUUAAUGCACUCCAUCGCUUCUACAUGGACGGUGGGAAAGGAAACCUAUUACAAGCACAAGGUUGUGAUCAAGAACGUCUCCUUCAAGCCAAUCACCGACUUGAAACUCAGGAUUGAAAACCUUUCUGGGUCUAUAUGGGGGCUCAGUCCGUGCCAGCACCUCAACAACACCUACCAGCUUCCCCAAUGGUUAAAAACACUCAAACCUGCUUCAGAACUCACUUUCUUUUAUAUCCAAGGUGGUGCUCAAGCCAAGAUUUCCGUUUUAAGCUACCAUAUCUAAUUUACUCCAUCUACUCACCCCCAUUCUAUACUCACCAUUUUGCUCAAGUCUCUUGUUUGAUUUCUUUAAUCAACACAAAUCUUUAUUGUCAUUAUUAUUAUUUUUAAAUACU